GUUAAAUUGAUAUGGCUUUCAAUGUGUGGGUUCUGGCGCUAGUUUUGUUUAUUCUUUUAGGUGGAAUGACUUGGUAUAUAAUAAAUCGAUGCGCUGAUGGUCGGUUUUCUUCAAACCCAGUCUAAUUAUAACUUUUUGUUAUGGUAAAGGAAUAUAUCAAAACUGAAGGAGAAAUCAAAGUGGCAAUUUAUCUACUUCAUCAUAGUUCAAUGUACUUCAAAGAUGCUACAUCAGACCAUAUUCCUGAUUUUAAUGAUUGUGGAGCAACCAACAUAUAUGACUGCUCACACCUUUAUCCUGCAAAGUUAAUAGAAAAAGCCGGAAAUAAUCCUACCAAAGAAGAUCUCGAAGUGAUUUGUCCGCACUUGCUCAUUUUCACCUUAUGCCGUGAUACCUACGUCCAGAAUUGUGCCCAUCCGAGUGUAGUACAUCAAUUCGAAAUCAAAGAAUUACAACUUUAUAUAGAAAUCUGUAACCCGAAUUCUGCUAUACGUACAAAGUAUUUGGAACAUCAGUCCUGUUUCAAGUACUUAGAUACUGAUGGAUACGAGUUGGAAUGCUACAAAGCUGCUCAAAAAGCCUACAAGAAUCACAUUAGUGAGCAAAACACAUCCAUUAAACCUCAUUCCAAUCAUGAAGCUUGUCUGGAACUGGCCUACACAUACUGGUGUGCUGGCAUUGAAGUAAUGAAAGAAUGCGGCGAAGAAGCAUACAGAACAUUCCUCAAAAUUGAAAACAUGAGGCCUCUUUCCGAUGUAUUAAGACUGUAUUGUUCUCAGAUAAAUUUCGAACUAGAGUUCCUGUCUGGUUUUUUCCCAUCUGUAGAAAACGCAAAGAAUGAUAUGUUACAAAUGAUACGUUCAAAUGAUGCUGACUAUCAAACUGUGUAACAACCUUGAAUAAA
Molecule: messenger RNA, 904 nt
Organism: Argiope bruennichi
Lineage: Eukaryota; Metazoa; Arthropoda; Arachnida; Araneae; Araneidae
Exons: 6
Coding region: 141-890 (249 amino acids)
Source: RefSeq, a predicted model, not a curated record